AUGACGACCCCGCCAACCCUCACGAACUACCAGUCGAUCCUCCAAACCUUCACCGACUUUCUCACCGUCGCAAUACACACGAUCCUCUACGAGCGGGCUCUAUACCCCUCCAAUACGUUCAUAUCAACCCGCAAGUACAACUUUCCAGUCCGCCAAAACCGACAUCCAAAGGUGUGCGCUUGGAUCAAUGACGCCGUCUCCAAUGUCUCGACUCUCAUGCUCAAAGGCACGGUCCGACGCGUUGUGGUCGUGAUUUACAACCAGGAUUUGGAAGUGAUGGAGCGUUAUCUAUUCGAUGUUGAGAGAUUUCCUGUAGUGGAUCCUAAGGAAGCUUUGACGGAGUUUGAAGCAAGAGAGGGUCAAGGGGAGAUGAAGAUUAGUAUUACGGACGUGGAAGAACAACUGAGAGCUACGAUCCGGAGGUUGACAUACGCCUGUAGCAAGAUGGGACCCCUACCUGAAGGGUGUACAUAUACGGUUGCAGUGGAAUUGAGGGAUAAGGCGGAUCCGCCAAUUGGGCAUCCGCAGCCCUGGAUCCCAUCAGAGCCGAGCCUCCAGACAGGAGAGAAGGGCUCCAGUGAGAAUAUUGGGAGCGAUUUGGGAGGCGUGAAGAGUACGCCGGUACGGUUGGUCGAAGCUGGGGAAUUCAUCCUUGAGACAUGGGUGGAAGAAGGAAGAGCAAAAUAUCACGAUGGUGGAGACUGA
Messenger RNA from Hyaloscypha bicolor E, 705 nucleotides. RefSeq names its product DNA-binding protein. Bases 1 to 705 code for a protein of 234 amino acids. Gene Ontology annotation, cellular component: zeta DNA polymerase complex. NCBI's taxonomy places the organism in Eukaryota, Fungi, Ascomycota, Leotiomycetes, Helotiales, Hyaloscyphaceae. The transcript has 2 exons. The record is from RefSeq and is a predicted model, not a curated record.